AUGGAAGAAAAAACGUUGUUUAGCAAGAUACAUCUUAAUUCAACCUCUUCUCCUCAACCUUCUUACCAAAUGAGGGACAACAAAACAUUCGAAAUGAAAGAGGAAGAGUUGUACAGUAAAGCACAUGUGGCCGGGUGUAUCAAAUUUGUUGUUGACAAAGAAAGUAACAAAGAUGUUGAACUGACUGCGAAUGAUAAAUUUUCUUGUAACCUGGUGACAAUGUUGGCAAGAGACAAAGAAGUGGUGACAGUAAAUUUGAAAACUUAUUCAAAUUCUUGUAUUAUACAUCAACCUGCCAAAA
Diversispora eburnea is the source of this 301-nucleotide messenger RNA. Lineage: Eukaryota; Fungi; Glomeromycota; Glomeromycetes; Diversisporales; Diversisporaceae. The record is from the annotation of a GenBank genome assembly.